AUGACAGGAAAUAGAGGAUGGUUCUGUAAAUUCAGGUCUGUAACUUGGGAUAUUGGCUUCCUCAUUGCAAACACCAUCACAGACCAUGUGCUUUGGAGCUUGGGCCAAUGGACUCUCCUCAUUGACAGUAUGCCUGUCAGCUUUGUAAAUUCGAUUGCGACAAUUAAGGGUGGGACUCAUGUUGAUUAUGUUACCAACCAGAUUACAAACUAUGUAAUGAGUAUUGUUAAUAAAAAGAAUAAGAAUGCUAAUCUCAAAGCCCACGCAGUGAAGAACCAUCUAUGGGUUUUUGUCAAUGCUCUUAUUGGCAACCCAGCUUUUGAUUCUCAAACCAAAGGGACUUUGACAAUUCGGAGUAUGAAUCUUGGAAGGAAUAAGAAUGCUAAUCCCUGUCCAAUCUUACUUCCAUUACUGUCUAGUGGAACUGAAAGUGCAGUUUAUAAUAACUGUGGCAUGUUAAAGUACCUACAGGUAUUGGAUUUGGGAAAUAAUCAACUAUCAGGUCCAAUUCCUUCCGAGCUUGGGAGCUUGACCAGCCUUGUGAAAAUGAACCUUCAAUCCAAUGGGUUGACUGGAAAGCUGCCUUCUGAACUUGGCAAUUUUAAAUACCUUGAGGAACUUCGGCUGGAUAGGAAUAAGCUUCAAGGAAACGUUCCUGCAACUAACAGUUCAGAUUUUACAUCCAGCAUGCAUGGGAUUGUGGAUGGUGGAAGACCAAGUAGUGCAAGUAUCUUUGGUGGUGGCUUUGUCUUGGGUGGAAUUGUUGUUGGAGCACUAGGUUGUAUAUAUGCACCCCAGAUCAGCAAGGCACUGGCAGGAGCAGACAGGAAAGAUUUGAUGAGAAAGCUGCCAAAAUUCAUAUAUGAUGAAAAGAAAGCCUUGGAGAGAACACGCAAAAUCCUGACUGAGAAGAUCGCCCAGCUAAACUCUGCCAUAGAUGAUGUCUCUUUGCAGCUCCGUGCUGAUGAUACCCCAAAUGGAACUGCUGUAAGCCCGGAUGAACUUCAGGCUUCCAUAUGACAAACUGUUCAAAAGAUAUCCUGAAGUUGUUUAUAGAUGAGAAAUGUUUGAAACAAAUCCUUUAAAUUUUCACUAGUAAACUAAGGGCUCAAGGUGGGGCCCUUAUGUAUUGUGUCGAAUGUUAAUGAUUCAGUUAAUUUGAAUGAUGCUUUAAAAUUA
Camellia sinensis is the source of this 1179-nucleotide messenger RNA. The record is from RefSeq and is a predicted model, not a curated record. NCBI's taxonomy places the organism in Eukaryota, Viridiplantae, Streptophyta, Magnoliopsida, Ericales, Theaceae.